Molecule: messenger RNA, 795 nt
Organism: Tinamus guttatus (white-throated tinamou)
Lineage: Eukaryota; Metazoa; Chordata; Aves; Tinamiformes; Tinamidae
Source: RefSeq, a predicted model, not a curated record
AAGCAGACAUUGUGGAAAAUCUUUGUUCUGUGGAGUGACUUUUUUUUUUUUUGUGGUUUUGCUUUUCAGCCUGGUGAUGCGAUCUACCCAAAAGAUGAAAAUGGAAAAUUUAUCUACCAUGAGACAGACUUAUGUGCCACUUGGGAGGCUAUGGAAGCAUGUAAAGAUGCAGGCUUGGCAAAGUCCAUUGGAGUAUCUAAUUUCAACCGCAGGCAGCUGGAGAUGAUCCUGAACAAGCCAGGACUUAAGCACAAACCUGUCAGCAACCAGGUUGAAUGCCAUCCCUAUUUCACCCAACCCAAACUCUUAGAAUUUUGCAGACAACAUGACAUUGUUAUUGUUGGGUACAGUCCACUGGGAACCUCAAGAGAUGAAACAUGGGUAAACGUGUCCUCCCCUCCUUUGCUGAAGGACUCUGUGCUGAAUGCCAUUGGCAAAAAAUACAACAAGACAGCAGCACAAAUUGCUUUGCGUUUCAACAUCCAGCGAGGGGUGGUGGUCAUUCCAAAAAGCUUCAAUCCACAGCGCAUCAGAGAGAAUUUCCAGAUCUUCGACUUCUCUCUCACUGAGAAAGAGAUGAAAGAAAUUGAAGCCCUGAACAAAAAUGUCCGUUAUGUGGAAUUGUUGAUGUGGCGUGACCAUCCGGAGUACCCCUUCAGCGACGAGUACUGAAAACAAAGUGCAUCCAGGCAGGUUCCUAACUCGAUGUCAUCAGACUUCAUUGAAACAUACCCAAUGUUUGGUGCUUCAAUUUUACAGGAGACUGUAAAAAUCAGCAUUAAAAACAUGAAGUUU